AUGGCACUAAAAGAGACGUCAAAGCGCCAUCAGAGAGCGUCUAACCGAAAGCGUUGGGUUGGUGGUUUACGUCUUUUGGAUGAACCAGUAAUAAAUAGCAACGAUAUUAAGAAUUCUGAACUUAGAAUUUUUACAAGAAAGCCUCUCAAACGUCUUCAUAUUCUAAAUAAAAUUUAUAAAGAGCACAGACGUGAACGACGUCAAACCGGAAUUAUCAAGAAAAAUUAUUAUCAACUUUAUAAGCCUUCUAAAAGUCGUCUUAGUCCGAUUGGCAAAUUAGCUAAAAAGAUGAUGGACGUUGUUCUUAAAGCAAAAGGCAAAAAAGAGAAGGAUGUUAUUCCUUGGCAACAUACUGUAGAACGAAUUAAAUCAAGCACUCAAAAACAGAAUAAUAUUAAAAAGAUGCUUGAAGGUUCUGAAAUUAAAAAUAUGGAUCAGCUUGUUUAUAAUGGCUUAAAACGACAAGGAAUCGUUCAAGAAGAUUUAAACGAUGUAAUUGGAAACCCAGAAAAGUUACAACAUUUCUUGAAGAAGAAACGUUUAGAUAAGGAAAAAGCACCUCUUCAACGUCUAGUAAAUUUGUUAAGAGAUGGAAUUAAACUUGGAUAUGCAUUUACUGGUCAAAACUCUACAGAGCUCGAUAAUAAAACCUUAAAGCUCGUUUCGCCCCGUUUCUUGAGUGUCACACCGGAAGAGGGGCAUAACGAUACGGUAAAUUUGACAAACUUUUCUAAAAAAUUUAUAAAGUUGAAUUUUCUUUCUCCCUCGUUGUUCUCUUUACACGGAAAUGGGAAGGGAAUUGAAGUAAGUAAAAUUCUUAUUUUUGCCAGAAAAGGAAUGUUAAAUAUGUUUAGAAUUUAA
This is a messenger RNA of Meloidogyne enterolobii, 861 nucleotides long. The record is from the annotation of a GenBank genome assembly. Lineage: Eukaryota; Metazoa; Nematoda; Chromadorea; Rhabditida; Meloidogynidae.